AUGGAGAUCUUAAUGUUCACAGCAAUUUUGAUUUCAAAAAUCCAAAGCAAUCUGAAAGGGAAUUUCCAUUUUUUUUUGUUUAUAACUAAUACAUAUUACUCUUGGUGUAAUUUGUCGAUUGCAAAUCUUCUGUUUGUGGAAGCUCCAGUAGGUGUUGGUUUCUCAUACACAAACAAAACUGAAGAUUUAGAGGCUCUAGGGGAUGGAGUUACAGCUAAGGAUUCAUAUGCCUUCCUACUGGGAUGGUUCAAGAGAUUCCCAAGUUUCAAAUCCCAUGAAUUUUACAUAGCUGGAGAAAGCUAUGCUGGCCAUUAUGUUCCCCAACUUGCAGAACUCAUUUAUGAAAGUAACAAGAAUGCAAGCAAAGACUCAGUUAUUAACCUAAAGGGUUUCAUGAUAGGGAAUGCUGUGAUUAAUGAUGAAACAGAUCAAAUAGGCUUCAUCGAAUUUGCUUGGAGUCAUGCAAUUAUUUCAGAUCAGCUAUAUCAUAACAUACUCAAGGAAUGUGACUUCAAGAGUAAUAAAGGAAGUAGCCUUUGCAAUACAUACAUCGGGAGCUUCUUUCAAGCUUACUCAGAUAUUGACAUUUACAGCAUCUACACACCAGUUUGCCUCCGGUCCGGCGAAAUCACCCGAAAGUUGGUGGCUGGUGCUCGAUUAUUCAGUAAAAAUGAGCUAUGGUAUAAGAUACCAUUAGGUUAUGAUCCUUGUACAGAAGUCUACACAGAGACAUAUUUCAACAGAUUAGAUGUUCGGUGGGCUCUACAUGCCAAUGUAACCAAGCUGUCUUACCCGUACACAACUUGCAGGUUUGUGUCUGAAUACCCACAUUUUAUUGCUCUCAUUACCCACUUUGAUUACUCAUUCUGUCUGUUGGGUCGCCUUUGCAUGAAAGUUGAUGUGAAACCAUAUAAAUAA
This is a messenger RNA of Telopea speciosissima, 918 nucleotides long. RefSeq names its product serine carboxypeptidase-like 35. NCBI's taxonomy places the organism in Eukaryota, Viridiplantae, Streptophyta, Magnoliopsida, Proteales, Proteaceae. Gene Ontology annotation, cellular component: vacuole. The transcript has 4 exons. Gene Ontology annotation, molecular function: serine-type carboxypeptidase activity. The record is from RefSeq and is a predicted model, not a curated record. Bases 1 to 918 code for a protein of 305 amino acids. Gene Ontology annotation, biological process: proteolysis.